UAACGAACUCUCUUUCAGUAUAAAUAUAGCACAGCUCUCGUUCUUCACUUUUCUUCAUCAGUUUUCCCAUUCCGUUUUCUCUCUGCAAAGAGGAAAAAAAUGAAAUUUUCAAAUAUGAAAAAUGCUGUGAAAGCUUACUUCGAAAGGAACUGGAACAGAGAAGACAUGGUGAAUCCUGAUGAAAUUCCCAUGCACGCUCACGAAAGCUUGAAGAAGGUGUAUCUUACUCUCUUCUGUGCCAUGUUGACUGCUACUUUUGGAUCCUUCUUGCACUUGAUCUGGGAAGCGGGAGGUCUUUUCACAGUCCUUUCUUCUGUAGCAAGUUUACUCUGUCUUUACUUAACAUCACCAUGGAGCGUGAAGACGAGGGUCUUAAUGCUGAUGAUUUCUACCUUUUCCUUCGGUGCUUCUGUUGGCAUUUUUACCAAAUAUUUCUUUGAAAUAGAUCAAGACUUUGUUGUCAGUCUUUUGGCAGGUGCAGCAAUUGGCUUUGGAACUUUCUGGUUUGGAGCCUUGUUAUCAAGGAUAAGGAUCAUCCUCUACAUUGGUUGCCUGCUUCAUUCGUAUGUUUUCAUGUUCUCAUGGUUUGUCAUUGCUUCUGAUAUGAUCUUUAUCGGCCACGCAGCUCAAUGGACUCUAAAGGUAUUUGCUGUGCUGUCAUUGUUCAUGGGGUACUUUGUGAUAUAUAGCCAAGAGAUACUGUUUAAUGCCCUCUCUGAAGAUGUUAACUUUGUCAACUGCACAUUCACCGUCUUCUUCAAUUUACCCGCUAUAGUGGUCCAUGUUGCCCGAUUAGAGCUGAUUGAAGUAACUGAGCACUACAGACAGAGUUAAAGCUGACACGGUAAAAGUUACAAUCUCGAGUUGGUACUAUAGAAUAAGUAGAGAUUGGAAUGCGCUGGGGAAACUGUAAAUGAUCAAGCAUAUAGUUCGUUAUAACUACAUUUUACUGAUUGAAUUUGGAAUUCUUUAGUCUGAAGCCAAGUUCUGUGAAUAUUUCUUGGCAAAUACUGAUUGUUGAUUGAUUACCUUAUCCCAUACUUGAGAAAAUUUUGAAUAGAAUAUACGUAAUUGUUCUUU
Molecule: messenger RNA, 1080 nt
Organism: Solanum dulcamara
Lineage: Eukaryota; Viridiplantae; Streptophyta; Magnoliopsida; Solanales; Solanaceae
Product: bax inhibitor 1-like
Exons: 5
Coding region: 100-834 (244 amino acids)
Cellular component (GO): membrane
Source: RefSeq, a predicted model, not a curated record